CGAGAAGAUGAAAAUAAUUUACAUACAAGAUUUUUCGGUCGGUUCGCCAGGAAAAAGUUGAAAAGUCCUCCCAAAGUGCGGUCGCGUUCGGUUGAAAAGUGCGUCAAAAUGAUCGCCGGACUGGGCGGAAGUGCCACCAACUGGAGAUCACCGCGCCCGGUCGGAUGCUGAACGGGAAUCGCUGUCUGGUUAGAAUUCCAGCCAACAAACAAAAAAAAAAGUGGACCCCGAAACCCCUUGGCGGAGAAAAAGUGCGUGUGUGCGCGCGCCCUUCUCGGAGAGGCUCCGGUCUGGAGUGAGUGUGUGUGUUGUGCCAGCUUAAAGUCAUAUACACAGAUAUAGUGCUAGAAUAUCCACCGCUCCGGAAAAGGUCACACGGUCGUCCGCAGAUUUAUUGCACGGGAAUAAAGCUCUCAAAAGUCCAAGUCUUGUGAGAGUGUGAGUUUUGGGCAGGAAGCUUGGCUGGCGGCUUCUUCCCCGGGGGCCCCUCAACGAGUUACGAGUCAGAGUCAGCGGGGGUGUGCGAUGCCCAGAUGUGAAGCAAUGAAUGGCGAACGACAUGUGUAAGAGAGUUGUAUGUGAUUCCUAGGAAAGAGUGCUGAGAGUUUCCUCAACGGAAGUGAUAGUGAAGAAGUCUGUACCAAAAGUGAGAAAAAAAAAAAGAAAAAUUCAAAGUUCUACUACAUCCAGGAACGGAUAAACCUAUGUAGCUAGAACGAAUACCGCCAUCAGAAUCAGCAAUCACCAGUUUCAACACCGGAUAUAAAACCGAUCAUCAUGGCCACACCAAAGGGCGAGCGGUCCAGCGCUCCGGCGUCGACGGGACCAGGCGGAACCACCCCCAGCAGCACCAACCUAAAUGAUUGCGACAGUGCCACGUCCGGCUCGAGCGUCACCAUUUCAACGUCCACCCACACCACACCCCGGAACAGUGCGUCCAGCAUAACGAGCAAUACUGGCGGAAAUUGUACCGCGGCGGCGGCCACCACCAACAACUCACCGGCCGGAGGAGGCGGACCCACCGAGAACGGGGGCGGUGACAAGUCCCAGGUGACACCCGGUGCGCCCGGAUCGUCCGGCCACAAGGGCAGCAUCCGCGGGAAUAAGCUGGCCCGGCGGGCGCGCUCCUUCAAGGACGACUUCCUGGAGAAGAUCUCCCAGAUUCGGACGCCCACCAGCACGAUGACGAGGUCACACUCGCCAAACAGUCCGCGGAGUGGCAGCGCCGGAGGUGGGGGCGCAGGCGGCGGCGUCGGCGGUAAUCGCAAGUCCGAUGAUCUGCUGGCCUCGAGCAAGCCGGUGCAGGACCUGAACUAUCACGUGCGCCAGGUCAAGAACGCGCUCACGCACUUUAAGGAUGUGAUACUGAAGAACAAGCUGGAGAUGCUGCCGGGCAACGGGACGGUCGUGCUGGAGCUGGUCGCCAAUGUUCACACAGCUCUCCAGUCGUACACGUUGAACGAAAACAGCAGCGCCCUGAUCAACGCCACCAACCACGUGUACAUGUCGCUCGGGAACCUGCUGAAGCUGUGCGACGAGGUCCUGCUGACCGCCGACAACGAAAACUGUCCCUCGCUGAGCAAGGAGAACGUCAAGGAGAUCGUCGAGCUGGUCGAGAACGCCGUCAACAAUCUGGUCAACCUGGCGAACGAAAAGAUUUCCGACAAAGCUGCGGGCAGCGGUUCGGGCAAUCACCACUCUUCAAACACCCUGCAGCGACCCGCGGUGGACAUCGCCGGCCAGCGAACCUCCCUCCCAGAUAUCCCGCUCACACCCCGCGAACGGGACAUCCUCGAGCAGACGUCCCUCAAAACGGUGCGAGCCUCGCACAGUACCGAAAGUAUUCUCCGCGACUCUAGUCCUCCCCCGAAACCCCCACUCCCGGACCGGGCCCAGGAUCCGCCCCCGCUCCCCCCAAAACGGAAAAGUCAACACUCGAAGAACCACUCGUUCCACGAAACGUCCGACGCGGACUCGACCUUUCUGGGCGGUGGCUGCGGCGGGGCCCUGGACCGGAUGUCACUGCGGUCCCGGUCGCCCGAAGAUAACUCUAGUCUGCUGAGUGCCAGCGCGGGUUCGCUGGACUCGGCACUGAACCACUCGCGCGAGGAGGACGAACUCCGAGCGCUCACCAACACCAGCUCCAGCGCCAUCACCACCGCCACCAUCCAUGACAAGGCGUCGCUGCUCGGACUCGGGCCGGCCUGCAGGAACAACAGCAAUAUUUGGGACGAAGCGGACUGCAGCGGCAUGCAGCUGCUGAGCGGUGGCGGUCCCAUCCCGACCGACAUCGCCGCCCUGAACAACCGCAACUCGAACGAGUCCGGCUUCGAGUCGAUGUACUCGCUGCGCAUCAGCCGGGACCACCAAACCAGCAGCAGCACGUCGUACAAAUCGUCAAACACGUACAGUAGCAGCAGCACAACUAACUCCCAACUCCACAAGUCAGAAUCUAUCCUGGAUGCCAUGGGUUCGUUGGGGGGCGGUGGCAAGCUCAUCUCGCUGAUCACAACCGGGCAGCAGCAUCUCCAACAGCAGCAGCAACAACACCAAAAGAUCGAUACCUUCGUGACGCAGGCCAGCGGUGAAAGCGGGGACAUUGUGCUGACGACGGCGACCACCGAGGUGUGCUCGUCGCGGGUACAAAAGGCCAGCCUGUCCAAAGUGAUACAGUACGGUAGUAUCGAAGCGAACGACGAGGUGUUUGGCGGCAUCGAGCUGAACGACAAACCGCCGGCGCUUCCGGUCAAGACGCGAUCGCACAGUAUUAGACGGGAACGACACCCGUCCCAGUAUGACAACGUGGACGACGCGGAACUGGAGCGCGGCUCCCAGGACACGUUCAACUGCGCGCUUCAUCAGACGGGCUACCAGAGCCGGCAGCAGAUGAUCAACAAUCUGCCCAGCAAACACAUCAGCUUGAUCGAGCCCCGCCACAUGAACCACUUUAGCGAGGAGCCACCGCCUCUGCCGAUGAAGAAAAAGCACAUGUUUCAAAGUGUGGCCUAUUCAGUUAUGGCUUACAUGGAGAUCUUCGGUAGUGCCACCCAGAACCACCAGGAGUUUAUGCGCCACUCGGUGCACACGUACAACCUGUCACAUCACAGCAGCGGCGGGGAGCAGCACCUGUCGCAGCAGACGCUUCAUCACCACCAUCAGCAGCAGCAGCACACGACGAUGUCCAUGACGAGUGGGUCCAGCAAUCACAGCAUCAGCCACAGUCAGACGAUGAGCCUAUCUCCCUCGCGCAUCACGCCGCUCCCGGUGUCACCCCCGAGCUCGCCCGGGCUCAGCGUGAAACCUCCGGCGCUCCCCCCGAAGCGCCAACGCAUCAACAGCAAAACUCCGAGCAUCACAUCGACACCGCCCGCCAGUCCCAAAGUGUUUGGCAACAACGGUGACCCGCAGCUGCCGUCUUCGCCGUCACCGGUCCAGCAUCACAACUGUUCAUCCCCCUCUCCGUCGUCGACGUCCUCGGUCGGAACGUUGCUUCCGACGCCCCCACCAAAGAAUCACCCCCACUCGGCGGCCGAAGCAGGGUUGGCGACCGCGACGACCACCAAAAUCAAGGUAUCGCCCGUGGCCGGAGAAGAGCGGAACCACCACCAACACCUUCUAGCGUCUAACUCUAGUACUUCCCUGAACGCCUCUACUACUUCUCCCAACUCUCCGCAUCACCACAACACGCAGUUUAACAACAGUUUCAACAGUAGUAGCGCUAACAACCAUAAUCUCGAGCAGGAGAGGCCCUCCGACGAGGACUACCUGCACCUGUGUGACGCCACGACGACGACGACGAUCUUGGGCAGCGAUGGCCAAAAGCAGCAUUCGCGGACUCCCUCGGACGUGGGAGCUCCGACGACGACGAAUCUCAAUAGUCCUAGUAUUAAUAAUGUUCUAGUCAACAACAACAACAACAGCAAUAACAGUAGCGGAGCGAAAGCCGGCCAGAACGCUUCCAGCCGGAUAUCGGACGACGACGAGGUUGAAGUGGUUCUUAGGCGCAAUAAUAAGAACGGCAUCACCGCCCUCGAGCAGCAGCAGUCGAUCAACCUGAUGGAGGAGCUGGACGUGGGCAGCUUUCUGGUGCUCAAGAAGGAAAACGAGGACGGGCCGGACGUGAAGGGGGGCCACACGGACGCGCUCAUCAUUCACGCCACCCGCGUGCAGAAGAUUUCCGACGUAACUGAUGAGUUUUUAGAAGAUGCUUACGGAGAGGCGUUCAUCACGACGUUCCGCACGUUCAUCUCGCCGCUGGAGCUGAUCCAGAAGCUGACCCACCGGUACUCGCUGUUCCACUGUCAGAUGAUCGACGCCAAGCAAAAGGCCGCGAAGGAGUCCUUCUCGCUGCUGGUGCGCGUGGUCAACGAUCUGACGAGUCCCGACCUGUCGCUCCGGCUGCUCGAGAUCCUGAUGAACUUUGUGUACCAGCUGGUCUGCGCCGGCCACCUCACGAUGGCCAAACUUCUGCGCGUCAAAUACAUCGAGAAGGUGCGCCUCUACAAGGCGAAACACCUGAAGGAGCCCAGCCUGGUGACGCUGUCGUCGCGGGCCGUCAUGACCUCGCCCCCCACGCUGCUGGACCUCAAGUCGGCGGAGAUCGCCGAACAGAUGACGCUGCUGGACGCCGAGCUGUUCCACAAGAUCGAGAUCCCCGAGGUGCUGAUCUGGGCCCAGGAACAGAACGAGGAGCGCUCGCCCAAUCUGACGACCUUUACCGAGCAUUUCAACAAGAUGUCCUACUGGGCUCGAUCGCAAAUUUUAAGACAAGAGGAUGCCAAAGAUAGGGAAAAGCAUGUGAUCAAAUUUAUUAAGAUAAUGAAGCAUUUACGGAAGAUCAACAACUACAACUCGUAUCUGGCACUGUUGUCGGCGCUGGAUUCCGCACCGAUUAGGAGGCUCGAAUGGCACCGGACGAUCACCGAGGGGCUGAAGGAGUACUGCGCACUCAUUGACUCCAGCUCCAGCUUCCGGGCGUACCGGCAGGCACUGGGCGAAACGAAUCCGCCGUGCAUACCGUACAUUGGCCUGGUGCUGCAGGAUCUCACGUUCGUGCACAUUGGCAACCCGGACACGCUGCAGGACGGCUCGAUAAACUUCUCCAAACGCUGGCAGCAGUACCACAUCGUGGUAAACAUGAAGCGUUUCAAGAAGGGGUCGUACCAGUUUAAGAAAAACGAGAAAAUCAUCGGCUUUUUCGACAACUUUGAAAACUACCUGGACGAGGACGCCAUGUGGCAGAUUUCGGAGAGCAUAAAGCCGCGGGGCGGUCGCAAACCGAACGUCACCAGCAAUUAGUAUAAGCUAAACUGUCUCAAGGGCAGCGACGAGCACGAGCAGGUGAUGCUUCAGCAGCUGGAGCAGCAAAAGAGAAGUCAGCAGCAGUAGACGGAGGACGCACGGCCGCUGAGGUAUCACACUCAAAUACCAAAAAUUCUUUUAUCACGGUUAAGUUAGGUUGUUUUUAGUUACAUUUUUUUCUGUUUCCCUCCCUCAUUUCUUCCUCUUUGCGAGAGGGACAAUUUGUUGGUUGACUUUGCUUUCUGAAUUUGGCGCGAAAUGGAGAACGAAAUUCUCAACUGUGGCAAAUGUGUUUUAUUUUAGCAAGCAAAAUAUCAAAAAAUAACAUUUCACCGAGAUUAGAGAGCCGUUGAGCUGUGUUAUUAAAUUUAUUUUUUUAGCGGCGUAAAAUGUUAGCACACUUAAGCAUCGAGAGGAACGGUGGUGAUUGCUUUAUUUAUAACGAAAGAUACAGCUUCUGCAAGUUGAAUUUCAAUGCAAAUUGUACAUAAAAUAAACAAGCAAAAAAUUACGUGUUUUAAGUUAGGAAAAAAAACAACAAGCAAGCAAGUGAAAUAACCAAAAUAUCAAACAAUAAUAGAAGAUAGCAAAAGCAACACAUACAACUUAUUCACAGUCCGACGGAACUGUCAAAGAAUCUAAAUAAAUUUCAUUUCAAGCGUAUUACUCUA
Molecule: messenger RNA, 5972 nt
Organism: Culex pipiens pallens (northern house mosquito)
Lineage: Eukaryota; Metazoa; Arthropoda; Insecta; Diptera; Culicidae
Gene: C3G
Product: guanine nucleotide-releasing factor 2
Exons: 18
Coding region: 778-5298 (1506 amino acids)
Biological process (GO): Ras protein signal transduction; positive regulation of GTPase activity
Cellular component (GO): plasma membrane
Molecular function (GO): guanyl-nucleotide exchange factor activity
Source: RefSeq, a predicted model, not a curated record